CACACGUAAUUGCCAUGGCAACGACGCAAUGAAAUAUUUUGACACAAGUAAACACAUUUUGACAGUUAUCAGAUGUAACAUCGGAAUGAAUUACUGUGUAUCGUAAACAAUUGAUUAAUCUGUAUAAUAAAUAAAUGUAAAUCUACAAUAACGGUUUAAUAAUGAGUUCGAUUUUCGGUGGUAGCGAUAGUAAUGAAAGCACUGUUAUCUUUGACGCGUCAAAGAAUGAAAGAAGAUUGAACGACGAGUUUAAAGUACUUCAACGAAAAUUGAAAAUGAAAUAUAAAUUUGUUGAGAAUAGCGAAGUAAUAUCGAAUGAAUUAUUGACGAAUAUUAAAGUCUUGGUAUUACCAGGGCCACAAGACAAGUUUACUGAACUGGAAAUGAAUUAUAUUAGAACGUUUUUAAAUGCUGGUGGUAAUGUUUUUGUCACGCUUGGGGAAGGCGGCGAAAAUAAAUCCAAUACAAAUAUUAAUUUCUUAUUAGAAGAAUUUGGCAUAAUGGUAAAUAAUGAUAGCGUAGCUCGCAUGAGUUAUAGUCAAACAAUGCAUCCAAAAGAAUCUAUAAUUUCUCAAGGCCUGUCAAAUAAGUCUAUAUUUUUGAAACAUCAUGAUGAAUAUAUUGACGUGAAAUUUUUGUAUCCUUAUGGUGCAACUUUAAAUGUUGUACAACCUUCUGUUAUUGCUUUAUCCAGUGGAUCAAUCGCUAUUCCAAUGAAUAGACCUAUUUGUGCGUAUCACUGUCUGAAAAGUGGUGGUAAGCUCGUUGUGUUAGGUUCAUCUAAAAUGCUAACGGAUACGUAUAUUGAAAAGGCAAACAAUGAUGCAUUACGGGAAAUGAUUUUUGACUUUUUUGAGUCAAGUGUCACAAUGGAUCCUCACACGGAUGAUGUAGAAUUUUGGGAAUACAACUUUGUACCAGAUAUAACACAGCAGGCAGAUAAUCCCAAAGUUUGUACACAAGAAUUGGAUAUUGAUAUACCUCGCGAAUAUACCAAGCUAUUUAAACACCAUUUUUAUUCCAUAAAUUUGGAUAUGAUGCCAGCUUGCAUAAAAGCGUAUGACGUUUUAGGAAUGAAACAUGAACCGCUUACCUUGAUACCGCCUCAUUUUGAAGCACCAUUACCAGCUACGCAAGCUUCUGUUUUUCCACCGAGUUUCCAGGAAUUACCACCACCUGCCUUAGAAUUAUUUGACUUAGAUGAAGCCUUCAGUUCCAAUUUAUUGAAAUUAUCACAACUCACUAAUAAAUAUAUGGCAACAAAGGAUUUAUUAAAUGACACAGAAUUAGACCACUAUAUAAGGGAAUUUGGAAGUCUAAUAAGGAUAAAUAAUUCUGAUACACAUACUGCUAAGGAAGUAUUGAAUUCCGUUUUUCAUAAAAUCUAUAGUUACAAAGCACUUCACGAUUGA
Molecule: messenger RNA, 1412 nt
Organism: Ooceraea biroi (clonal raider ant)
Lineage: Eukaryota; Metazoa; Arthropoda; Insecta; Hymenoptera; Formicidae
Gene: IFT52
Product: intraflagellar transport 52
Biological process (GO): cilium assembly; intraciliary transport
Cellular component (GO): intraciliary transport particle B; cilium; centriole
Source: RefSeq, a predicted model, not a curated record